Siniperca chuatsi (mandarin fish) is the source of this 2685-nucleotide messenger RNA. RefSeq names its product hyaluronan and proteoglycan link protein 3-like. The record is from RefSeq and is a predicted model, not a curated record. Gene Ontology annotation, biological process: cell adhesion. The transcript has 6 exons. Gene Ontology annotation, molecular function: hyaluronic acid binding. The coding region runs from base 629 to 1723 and encodes 364 amino acids. NCBI's taxonomy places the organism in Eukaryota, Metazoa, Chordata, Actinopteri, Centrarchiformes, Sinipercidae.
CUGCAACAAACCUGUGUGAAGACUGAGGUGCGCCUGCUUAGUUGGAAUGAAAACCUGCAGCCACACCGACCCUGGGAUCCUGGAUCAGUUUGAAUGGACCCUCUGAAAUGGUUCUAUAUAGAACCUUUUGAGAGUGCCACAUAUGUACCAAGCUAUAGAACCCUUUAAGGUUCUAUAUAGAACCACUUAUUCUUUGUGUGUGGCAUCCCUGUCCUCUGUUCACUCACUGGUUGCAGACACACACGUAGGUGCGUUUCCAGCCUGAGUUGCUGUUCCAGUUGUAGUGGCGGAGCAGCGUUACAGCCCGUCUACUCUUCAGCGAGUUUUCAUUAUUAACUGACUAGCUGUACCUGUUUUAUCAUCGACAAAGAUUGGAGGAGACUAAAGACAUAAUUGUUGCUGGUUGUUCUUUGACCAGAAACCCACUGUGCGCAUCUGAACUUCUGCGUCCUCUUGGAGACACUGAUUUGUUCCCAACAGAUUUGUGAUCUCUGCGCAUCUUUUUCUUUUACUCAUCAGCAUCAAAGCUUUUCUUUCGAGGGGAUUUGAACCACGAAAGCAGAAUAUCAAUGUUUUUUGCGGCUUGAGGAUCGCACAGAGACGAUCAGGACUUGUAGUUACAGCCAGGAUGAUGAUUUGUUGCCCCCAAACUCUGCUGUUGUUGGGGGCUCUGCUGGUUCUCUCAGGCUGGGCCCUGACUGCCCCCACAGUCCCAAACAACUUCUUCUACCAUGACUUCCUCAAUGGAAAUGGCAACAAAGAAAUUAAUUUCAGUGGUGUGAAGCUCCAUGUGGACUCUGCUCAGCCAUCAGUGUUUGCAGUCAGAAGGGGUAACGCCACCAUGCCGUGCAGGUUUUGGCAUGAGCCUGAGCUGAGCUCGCCAAGGGAGGUCCGGGUCAAGUGGUCCUGGCUGCCUGCUGCUGGGGGACAUGAGACAGAUGUGCUGGUGGCCAUUGGCUCCCGCAGUCGAAGUUUUGGGGAGUUCAGGGGUCGUGUGCAGCUCAGGCAGGAUUUCCCAGGAGAUGCUGCACUUGUGAUGACUAGACUCCAGUUGAAUGACACAGGCCGUUACCGCUGCGAGGUGGUGGAUGGACUGGAGGACAAGAGCACUUCAGUUUAUCUGGAGUUACAAGGUGUGGUGUUUCCCUACCAGCACCCUCGUGGUCAUUACCACCUGAGCUUCCUGGGAGCUCAGCAGGCCUGUGAGGAGCAGGACUCCACACUGGCCACCUUCACACAGCUCUUCCAGUCCUGGAAGGAGGGCCUGAACUGGUGCAAUGCAGGCUGGCUGGCUGACGGGACAGUCCAGUACCCCAUCACCCGGCCCAGAAUGCCCUGCGGGGGGCACGGCCUCGCCCCAGGUGUCCGGAGCUAUGGCAGACGGCACCGGCACCUUCAUCGAUACGAUGUCUUCUGCUUCUCCUCUUCACUCCGAGGGCAAGUCUACUAUCUUCAGCCCUCUCAUAAGAUGAACCUGACAGAGGCUCAGCAGGCGUGCCAGCCAGACGGAGCCGAGAUCGCCAAAGUCGGACAACUCUACGCUGCCUGGAAACUCAAGGGGCUGGACCGCUGUGACGCUGGCUGGCUGGCUGAUGGAAGCGUUCGGUAUCCCAUCACCAGGCCUCGAACAAACUGUGGUCCCUCUGAGCCCGGGGUGCGCAACUUUGGCUUCCCACCUCCCCAGCACAAGCAUGGAGUCUACUGCUACAAGCCAGAUGAAUGAAUAUAGAUCCCCACCCCUCUUCUACAGGGUCAGAAAUGUUAAUUUGACACUCAUUUCUUCAAAAUAUCUUUAUGAGCAAGCUGUUUCAUUAAUACUGUGUAAACCCUGAGAUGAUUAACAGAAGAAGAAAGCAGGAAAAAAAGCUUUUACACUACACAAAAUUCUAUUUACUUUUUCAGACUUUCCUCUAAUAUUUUUUUUUCUUGUUAGGUGUCUUACAUCGUCAUGCCUCUAAAAAUUAUUAAAAAAACAUGGACCAAAAAAAACAAACUCUUUGCUUAACCUGGUUAUCGACAGUGUUGAUGGGUCACAAGUAGACAUUGCAUUGUUUUUUAAUAUUUAUUCUUUUAGGGGGCAUUUUCGCCUUUAUAGGGAUAAAGGUACAGAUAGGAAACAUUGGGGGAGAGAGUGGUAUCACAUGCAACAAAGUUCUCCGGCUGUAAAUUAAACCAGGGAUGUUGCGGAUAUAUGUUAUGCGUCUUAACCACCAGGACGCCCCGACACUGCUUCAUUUAAUGGCGUUUCAAGCGAAAAGGGAACCACAGGUGUAAACCUUAUUUUUACUAUUAUAUCUACAACUCAUUGUAUUUUUCUAUUAGUACAUUCUCUCUGUGAAUUUCUCUUUUUGUACAUUCAAGGAAAGCAUUUACUUUACUGUGAUCUCACCAUUUAUGAUAUACGCUAUUGAAAUUAGCAUCUGCUAAAUAACAUUUGUACUUGAGCUUGGAAUUCUAUUAGCUGAUGAAGGCCAUGACAUGCCAUUCAAAGUUCAGAAAAAGCUAGUAAGUGGACUUUGAGUUGAGUUCAUUUUGUUACUGACAGUUCUACUGUAUAACCAUGUACCUCAGCUGAUUUUCACAUUAAGGCAGGUGUUAGGUGGAGGUUUUUACGUCAUCUGGAAAUCUAACUUAUUUCUGUAUAACAAAUGCUUUUCCUAACCAUUAAAAUCUGUGUACAGAAGA